GAGACUGAGCAGUCCGAGCAGUGUGUGAGAGCAGAAGAAGAGGCGGAGGUUUGAGGCGGAGCUCCUGCGCGCUGCACCUUCCUUUUCCACAGUGGCAGUCAGAGAGACACCAUGAAGGCGUCUGGCACACUUAGGGAGUACAAAGUUGUUGGGCGUCUGUUGCCCUCUACCAAGAACCCAGCUCCUCCUCUGUAUCGCAUGAGGAUCUUCGCCCCCAACCAUGUGGUGGCCAAGUCUCGCUUCUGGUACUUCGUCUCUCAGCUGAGGAAGAUGAAGAAGGCUUCUGGAGAGAUUGUGUACUGUGGCCUGGUUCAUGAGAAGUCUCCCCUGAAGGUAAAGAACUUUGGCAUCUGGCUGCGCUAUGACUCCCGCAGUGGCACCCACAACAUGUACCGCGAGUACAGAGACCUGACCACCUCUGGCGCAGUCACCCAGUGCUACCGGGACAUGGGAGCUCGUCAUCGUGCACGCGCUCAUGCUAUUCAGAUCAUGAAGGUGCAGGUGAUCGCAGCCAACAAGUGCCGCAGACCUGCCAUCAAGCAGUUCCAUGACUCCAAGAUCAAGUUCCCCCUGCCCCACAGGGUUCUGCGCCAGCAGCACAAGCCCCGCUUCACCACCAGGAGACCAAAAACAUUCUUCUAAGUUGUAUGUUUAUGCUGUUAAGUUUACUGGGGAAUAAAAAAAAUCACAAAGUC
Molecule: messenger RNA, 695 nt
Organism: Colossoma macropomum (tambaqui)
Lineage: Eukaryota; Metazoa; Chordata; Actinopteri; Characiformes; Serrasalmidae
Gene: rpl18a
Product: ribosomal protein L18a
Exons: 5
Coding region: 112-642 (176 amino acids)
Biological process (GO): translation
Cellular component (GO): ribosome; cytosolic large ribosomal subunit
Molecular function (GO): structural constituent of ribosome
Source: RefSeq, a predicted model, not a curated record